AUGGCGGUGGCCGAGGCACAGCUGUACUCAAAGGUGUCCAACAAGCCCCGGGGCAGGGGCACCUCUGCCCUCCUGGAGCCUCUCCUGGCCAAAGGAUUCCCGGCUCAUCUUGCGCAAAAAGCCUUGGUUGCUACUGGACAAAAAACAGUAGAAGAUGCAGUAAAAUGGCUGCAUUCCCACUGCAAUGACCCCUCCCUGGAUGACCCCAUCCCCCAGGAAUAUGCCCUGUACUUGUGCCCCCGGGGCCGCCUGCACAGCCGCCUGCAGGACUUCUGGAGGGAGAGCAAGCGCCAGUGCGGCAAGAACAGAGCCCACGAGGUCUUCCCACACGUCACCCUCUGCGACUUCUUCACGUGUGAAGACCAGAAAGUGGAAUUCUUGUAUGACGUCCUAAAGAAAGUGGGUGACAGCUUUUGCCAGAUCUUUCCACCAUCCAUUUUCCUAACACUACAUGCAUCUCCCAGCUACCUGGGCUUCUUCAUUGAUGACAGCCAGGCAAACAUCCUCAAAGACUUUGCUGUGGCAUUCUCAACAGAGGCUUCAGCCCUGGCAGACUGCCACGUGAAGCCCUCCUUGAAGCAGUUCCACCUUACCCUGGCUCACAGGUUUUACCCUCACCACCAGAAGACUUUGGAACAGCUGGCCAAGUGCAUCAACCCAGGAGAGCCCUGCCAGUGGGUGGCUGCUCUCUAUUCACGGGACAUGCGCUUUGCGUAUUACCAGAGGCUCAGGGCCCUCUUCCAGUACAAGCCCCAGAACAUUGAUGAGCUGAUGAUCAACCCUGGGGAUUUGAUCUACGUGGAUCCGAGGCAGCAGAGCGAGGCGGGCGAGGGCUGGGUGGUCGGCACCUCGCACCGCACCGGCUGCAGGGGCUUCCUGCCCGAGAACUACACCGAGAGAGCCCACGAGUCAGACACCUGGGUCAAGCACAGGGAAUAUGUUUUUGACACAGCUUCAAGAUCCUUCACCAAAACUGAAAAGGAACCCAAUGUAAAGCCAAAUGGGGAAGCCCAUAAUCUCAGUAUGCCAAGGAGUGUAACCAAUGUUGUUUCACUUCAGAACGCUGCCCUGAGGAGAGGGGUGCUGGUGAUGAGCCACGGGGAAAGAGUGGAUCAGGUCUUUGGCAAAUCUUGGCUUCAGCAGUGCCUGACUGCAGAUGGGAAAUACUACAGAGCAGAUCUGAACUUCCCCUCCUCCCUGCCGAAGCAGAAAGACAGCAUGAAGCAGUUUGAAUGUGAUCCUCCUUUAUCUUGCUGUGGUAUUUUCCAGUCAAGGCUUAUAGGGGAAGCUCUGCUGGAGCAGGAUGUGACAGUCAGCUCCGUGUACUCGUCCCCUGCCCUGCGCUGCGUGCAGACAGCUCAGCAUGUACUGCAGGGGCUUAAAUUAAAUCAAAAAGUCAGGAUCAGGGUGGAACCAGGACUGUUUGAAUGGACCAAGUGGGAAGCAAGCAGAGCAAUCCCUAAAUUCAUGACUGUGGCAGAACUGGUGGAGGCGUCUUAUGACAUAGACACAAGUUACAGGGGUAACUUCCCACUCUCCUCUCUGGUGCCAUCAGAAAGUUAUGAAGACUAUGUCAGCAGGAGCUCUGCAGUUAUAAAACACAUCGUCAGUGCCUGCCCCUGCAAAGGUAGGGGUGUCAUCCUCAUCGUGGGCCACGGCUCCUCCUUGGCACCUCUCAGCCGGGCACUCACAGGGCUCCCCAGCAGAGACAGCGGAGACUUUGCCCAGAUGGUGCUGAAGAUCCCUGCCCUGGGCAUGUGUUUCUGUGAAGAACAGAAAGAGGAGAACAAAUGGCAGAUGGUCAACCCACCAGUGAAGACAUUAACUCAUGGAGCAAAUGCAGCAUUUAACUGGAGAAAUACUAUCAUGGAAGAUUAA
Melospiza georgiana is the source of this 1878-nucleotide messenger RNA. It is a transcript of the gene UBASH3A, whose product is annotated as ubiquitin associated and SH3 domain containing A. The record is from RefSeq and is a predicted model, not a curated record. Gene Ontology annotation, cellular component: cytoplasm. Gene Ontology annotation, molecular function: protein binding. Gene Ontology annotation, biological process: negative regulation of T cell receptor signaling pathway. Bases 1 to 1878 code for a protein of 625 amino acids. Lineage: Eukaryota; Metazoa; Chordata; Aves; Passeriformes; Passerellidae. The transcript has 14 exons.